Messenger RNA from Cladocopium goreaui, 915 nucleotides. Lineage: Eukaryota; Dinophyceae; Suessiales; Symbiodiniaceae. The record is from the annotation of a GenBank genome assembly.
AUGGUUCUUUUACUUCGUCCAGGCUUGGGGCAAUACCUUGGCCGGGCCUUCAGCAGCCAGUCCUUGAAUUCAUCCUUGGAGUCGCUUGCGUCUGAACUCGUGCCGGUGGCGGGGCGGGGACGUGGACGCAGACAACGAACGCCGGUACAGUUUGUCAGGGUGCCAGCCCCAGCUGAAAGCACUGCCCUGACCAAGUGGGAGGAUGAUGCCCUGGUGCCACACACUCCGGCAGAUGGCAUGCUGGUGCGACAGCAGGAUGCUUGGCAUCAGCAGUUGUCACAAGACAGAAUCAUGGAACUGCACAGCAGGAUAAUGGCACGAAAAGCUUUCCUAAAGCAGGCCUUGGAGAAGCCAAAGCCACCAACCCCUGUGGUUGACACGCUCCCAGAAGAGGUUGUGCAGGACGUGUUCUCCUCGCUGGUGGUGGAUCCUCAAGAGGAGCUCCGAGCUCGCAGGGACUUCCGACGAGCUGAGUCGUUGGCUCUACAGCUGGAGCACUUGCUGGCCUGUCCGCCGCAGCAGCUCCACAAGGUGCUGAAAAGCCAAGGAGUUCGGAUUGCAAAGGUGGCUUCCUUCCCUCAAGAUGCCGUGGCAGCAUCAGAUGUUCUCGUUUACUUUGAAUGCGAUGGAGACGAGCCCAAAGUGCAAAGAACAUUGACGAAAGCCGCCCCAGCCUUAGCGACUGCAUUGGCCAGACGCUUGCUCAUCACUUCGGUGCCUUCAUUGCGUUUUGCACCCGUGUCGGAGAUGGACAGAGAAGGCAACACCAGGGAAUUGACACCCUCGAACUGGAGAUCUAAAAAGAGGAGAAUACUUGUGUACAAGGCCAUGCAGUACAGCCUGACAUGUUUGGAGAUUGAUGCAAUGUCAAUUUUGGAAACAGUUCCUCUGCAGAUGUCAGUCGCAACAAACUGA